Molecule: messenger RNA, 1562 nt
Organism: Aspergillus steynii IBT 23096
Lineage: Eukaryota; Fungi; Ascomycota; Eurotiomycetes; Eurotiales; Aspergillaceae
Product: putative dipeptidase
Exons: 3
Coding region: 111-1484 (457 amino acids)
Biological process (GO): proteolysis
Molecular function (GO): metallodipeptidase activity
Source: RefSeq, a predicted model, not a curated record
GAUAACGCGAUCCUCCUUCAUCCUUCCGACUUCCCAGCCUCCCGCUUUUAAUCUCGCAUCGUCCCCGCUUCUCCCCUCGACUUCGCAUCAACCCAUUGGUAUUUGGCACAAUGGAGAAACACGAGCACCUCUUACCCGGGGGCUAUCCUCCCUCUUAUACUUCCAAAUCAGAAGUCAAUGUACCCCAUCAAUCGCUGAAGCCGGCUUUCCGAAACAAGAUCUGGACCCUUGUCUUCACCUUGUCUCUGGCGGGCCUCUUCGUCACCGCGACCAAUGCUUUGAACCUGAGGGAGCCUCUCUCCAUUGAAGAAAGAGUAGAGAAGAUUCUAUCGGAAACCCCCUUGAUCGAUGGCCACGACGAUCUUCCGAUCUUCAUCCGAGCGUUCUUCGGAAACCAUAUCUACCAGGAGAACUUCACCGUCCCGUUCACCAAGGGAAAUCUGUCCGGACAUGUUGAUAUCCCGCGGUUGGAGGAGGGCCGCGUCGGCGGCACCUUCUGGAGCGUGUUUGUCGAAUGUCCCAAGAACUGGAGCGAUUUCUCGGACGAGAAUUACGCAUUGAGUGUUCGUCAGACGAUCGAGCAAGUUGACGUGAUGUCGCGCCUUCAGCAGGCCUAUCCGGACACUUUCUCGGAGCCGCCCAACGGCACGACAGCCGCGCAGGCGUUCCGCGAGGGAAAGAUCAUCUCGCCACUGGGCAUUGAGGGAUUGCACUCGAUCGGCAACUCGCUGGCGUAUCUGCGUCAUUUCUACGAUCGGGGUGUGUCCUACGCCACGCUCACUCACAACUGCCACAACCGGUAUGCCGAUGCGGCGCUCGUUGAGCUCCCGGGCGGUGGUAUUAAAGUGGCGGAUCCCUUGUGGAACGGAGUCAGCGAUGCUGGCAAGAAGCUUAUCGCGGAGAUGAACCGCCUGGGUAUGAUUGUCGAUUUGUCCCACGUCAGCGCAAACACGAUGCGCGACGUCCUGGGCGGCAAGGACGUCUGGGCUGGUAGUCAGGCGCCGGUGAUGUUCAGCCAUAGUUCCGCAUACGCCGUCUGUCCGCAUCCCAGGAAUGUGCCGGACGAUGUGCUGGAGCUGGUCAGGGCCCGGGACUCGAUUGUCAUGGUCAACUUCUCGCCGGAUUUCAUCUCCUGCAAGGCUUCGGACAAUCCGAACGGUCUUCCUGAGUUUGAUCCGGAGCAUGCGACCCUGGAACAUGUGGUGGAUCACAUCGUCUACAUCGGUAACCAUAUCGGGUUUGAUUAUGUCGGACUGGGCAGUGAUUUCGACGGCAUCCCCGCUGGGCCUCGUGGUUUAGAGGACGUUUCCAAGUUCCCCGACUUGAUUGCUGAGCUGCUGCGACGCGGCGUCAGCGACGAGGACGCCGCCAAAGUGGCCGGAGGGAAUCUGCUCCGCGUGUGGAAGGAAGUGGACCGAGUUGCGCUGAAGCUGCAGGCGAAGGGCGUUCUUCCGGCCGAGGACGAUGUGAAGAGCAUGCUUUGAUGGACACGGAGUAGUUGCAUAUGUACACCCACGCCAGGCUAGCUCUAUCCAACACCACCUAAUUACUAGGAAUCCAAC